Molecule: messenger RNA, 2229 nt
Organism: Funneliformis geosporum
Lineage: Eukaryota; Fungi; Glomeromycota; Glomeromycetes; Glomerales; Glomeraceae
Source: the annotation of a GenBank genome assembly
AUGGCCGCUACAACAAUUCCUAACACAAAUAACGCUACAACAACUAACACUCUUACCGCACAAACUGGUAUUAAUGGACCUCCUGUUGGUCACAAAAUAAACGCUUCUGAAGUGGGUUGGCUUUUCGUUCAUGAAUACUAUACAUUCUUAAACAAAGACCCAAGUCGUCUCCACUGCUUCUACGGACAAAAAUCAACCCUCAUCCAUGGAACAGAAGGUGAGACCGUGAAUCUUUCUCAAGGAGAGAAGGAAAUCAAAGAUAAAUUCCAAGGGUUAAACUUAGAAGAUUGUCGUGUUCUCGUCACCAAUGUUGAUAGUCUCGCGUCUAUAAACGGUGGAAUAGUAAUUCAAGUAUUAGGCGAAAUGAGUAACCGUAAUGAAGUUGCACGAAGAUUUGCUCAAACUUUUUUUCUGGAUGUACAGCCAAACGGUUAUUAUGUGUUGAAUGAUAUCAUCCGGUUCCAAUCGGAUGAUGAAAUUGAAAUAUACAAUGGGGAAGAGGUAGCUGGUGCAUCCACCUCACCCGCUGGAACAUUGGUCGAUGAACCGAUUGAUGUUUCUUCGGCCCGGGUUGAACAAGCAGGUCCAUCUGAUUCUACCCAAAAUACGAUUAUUACAGAACCUUCUCUGGUCACUCCAAGAGACACGGAUUUAAAUAUGACGGUUACAUUUUCAACAAAUCCAGAAGUUGUUCCUUUACAUGCAACUCCUGUUGAUAUGGAAGUUACCGUUCCUGUCGUUGAUGAUGGCGGAAUGCACACUCAACCACCACUUAUUUCAUCAAUCAUAACUGAUACGAGCGUACAACCUCCAAAACCCGCGACAAUCGUACAGCCUGGUCAGAUUAUUCCUCCAUCACUACUCGUUGUGCAAAACAGUAAUGGACAACAACUUGCUAAUGUAAACGAGCAAGGGCACGUCACAACUUUAACGGGUAUCGUGUCUCAAGAAGAAGCUCAUGCAACACCUCCCCCUAUGCAACCAAUUCAAACCUAUCCAAGUAAGCCUCAAUCAGCAUCUGUUGUCUCAGUUAACACUCAACCGCCUGCUAACUUGAAUAAACAAGAACCCGCUAUUGCCCUCGAAUCACAUGUAUUAAAAAAAGCAUCGUUACAAGGAAAUAAUUUUCAAGCUCCAAAUUCUACAACGGUUGACGCUGCAGCUACUUCUAACGUUCUAACAUCAUCUUCAGAUGAGCACGAUAAGAAUGGACCACAAUCUACAAUUUCAAAGAAAUCGUCUGAACAAUCGCCUACAACAAACGCAUUACAAGAUGUUGGUCAAGUUCCGUUAACACAAAUUGUAUCUACUACUAGCGGAACACAGGCACCACUUGUCACGCACAAUAGAACUGAACAGCCUGCAAAUAUUCCAAAGCAGGCAUCUGCUCAGUCUCCAGUAGUUAGUGUUGCUUCACAGUCACAGGCAGAAGGUCAUUCUUCUCAAUCAGAAACGGAAAAUAAGGUUCAAAUUUCUUCAAAUGGACCAAAAUCAACUUCCACAGUGCAGAAAGCUCCGACUACUGGAUCUCAGCCAAAUGAUCAAGGAACCAAACGAACAUCUCGACCCGGAUCACCUUCUGGCGUAAUCGUUUGUCCUGUAUCAUCACCUGCUGUAAAUAAUAAAGGUCAGCUAACUAAUGUCAAACAACCGGUAAACAAGAAUAAUGCACAUGCUGUCAGGAAAAGCUCCGUGCAAAACAUUCCGAAAAAUGUCAUUACAACCGGUUCGAGUGACCAUGAACAGCAAGGCGUAAAAUCGUUUAACAAUACACCACAAACUAAGAAAACUUGGGCAAGCUUGGCGGCCAAUGGAUUGGAAAAGUGGAAUAAUACUGCAUUGUCUGAAGCCAAAGGCGUGGUCGCACCAGUUCCCGCAAAGUCUGGUCCACAGCAAUCUCAACAUAUGCGAGACAACCGUGAUCGACGUUCCGAGGGGUUAAAAAACAAUAACCGACGUAAUAGCGAUACAAGCCUCUCAAUAUAUGUAAAAGGGGUCACAUCCUCAAUGACUUACGAUCAAAUCAAGGCGGCGUUCACGAGUUUUGGCUAUGUUAAACAUCUCGACGUUGUACACUCCAAAUCCUGUGCUUUCGUUGAUUUCUCCAAUUUUGAAUCAUAUCGACGCGCUCUUGACGCGCAUACAGUUGAAGUUGGAGGUGAAACCGUUAACACAGAAGAACGUCGUGCACGUCGUGGCACUGGUAAAUCUUCCCGCGGACGUUUCUAA